Molecule: messenger RNA, 246 nt
Organism: Strongylus vulgaris
Lineage: Eukaryota; Metazoa; Nematoda; Chromadorea; Rhabditida; Strongylidae
Source: the annotation of a GenBank genome assembly
AUGAGUAGCAGUGCCUAUAAUCCAAUUAUUUACUGCUUUGCUAACGAAAGGUUUCGCAUAGGCUUUCGCUUUGUGUUCCGGUGGCUUCCACUUAUCAACUGCCCUCGCGAAGACUACCAAUAUUCCCAACUUUUCCCAGAAAAAUUACGUAGUAUGGCCAUCAGCAUGCAGCUUGGGAAAGCUCGUGACAAAGAAUUCAAGAAACAUGAGAAAUCCUAUAACAGCACUGGUGAGUCAGCGUUUUAG